CGUGGAGCCAGACUGGGUAGGUGUUUGCUUCUGUUACUGGCCAGAGCCGGGGCCGUGGGGCGCGCAGGAGCGCGGAACUCCGUGCGUCCUGGGCUGGGCGAGAGAACCGGUCGGAUUCAUUUCUCCUUUACCUGGCUGAGCUGCUGGUUCGGCACGGUGCCUGGGUCUCCUGCCUCGGAGGAGCAACUGGCCGGGUUCCGGGGGGCGCCCGCGCUGACCAUCCGCCCGCCGCCCCCACAGCAGCCAGCCUGCCUGCCAUGGCCGACCACUUGAUGCUCGCCGAGGGCUACCGCCUAGUGCAGAAGCCACCGCCGGCCGCUCCCGCCCUCGGCCCCCACGGGCUGCGGACUCUGCAGCCGUACGCCGGCCCUGGUAUGGACAGCGGGCUGCGGCCGCGGGGAGCUCCCCUGGGACCGCCACCGCCACCACCCGGAGCCCUGUCGUACGGGGCCUUCGGGCCACCGUCCUCUUUCCAGCCUUUUCCGACCGUGCCGCCGCCGACCGCCGGCAACGCGCACCUGCAGCCAGCGGCGACACUGUACCCAGGCCGCGCGAUCCCGGCCCCGGGCGCCCCCGGAGGCCCCCCAGGCCCGCCGCCGCCGCCCGCCGCCGUGGCCCCGCCGCCGGCAGCGCAAGCCCUGGGCGGCAUGGACGCCGCCGAACUCAUCGACGAGGAGGCGCUGACGUCGCUAGAGCUCGAGCUCGGGCUGCACCGCGUGCGUGAGCUGCCCGAGCUCUUCCUGGGCCAGAGCGAGUUCGACUGCUUCUCGGACUUGGGGUCGGCGCCGCCCGCGGGCUCCGUGAGCUGCUGAGCGCGCCGCAGAGGAGAAGCGGGCCUGACCGCCUGCGGGACUCCGCACCUGCCACCUGGUCGUGCACGCACCCUCCGUGAGGGUGGAGGCGGCGGGUUUGUGCGCGGAGCCCCGCACCGGGCUGGGACUCCCCGCCAGCCUCCCGAGGGAUGACAGUUGGCUUCGCUUCUCUGACCUGAACCCAAGCAGCAAAGUGAAGGAGACGACCAGCUUUUGGACUCCACGUUCUUGGAUUCUGUGUCCUCUCUCUUUUCUCGCCCCCCGACCCCCAAUCUGAGCCAUUGCAGGCCUCUGCCUGAUUUCCCCUCUCCUUGUGCAGCCCACUACCGGAACUGGGUCCCAGAGCCACCAUUCCUUGAGCCCCCACCCUCGCUGGGCCUCUUGCCUGGGGACGGGAAAGAUUGUACAGCCCUGUCCCCUGCAGAGUGGAGCAAUGCCCCAUCUGGCCUCCAAAACCAAAAUAAAAUUGG
Messenger RNA from Sciurus carolinensis (gray squirrel), 1282 nucleotides. It is a transcript of the gene Cited4, whose product is annotated as Cbp/p300 interacting transactivator with Glu/Asp rich carboxy-terminal domain 4. The transcript has a single exon. The coding region runs from base 258 to 812 and encodes 184 amino acids. The record is from RefSeq and is a predicted model, not a curated record. Lineage: Eukaryota; Metazoa; Chordata; Mammalia; Rodentia; Sciuridae. Gene Ontology annotation, biological process: regulation of DNA-templated transcription. Gene Ontology annotation, cellular component: nucleus.